Molecule: messenger RNA, 552 nt
Organism: Echinococcus granulosus
Lineage: Eukaryota; Metazoa; Platyhelminthes; Cestoda; Cyclophyllidea; Taeniidae
Exons: 6
Coding region: 1-552 (183 amino acids)
Source: RefSeq, a predicted model, not a curated record
AUGCCACACCAGAUAUGUGUACUGAUAAACAAAACUCAAUUCAGUAGUAUCUUGAUGCCAAAAAGUUUUGACAACCUAUCAAUUCCUCUUCAACAGAAGAAAAUGAUAUACAUUCUCUGUAAAAAAGUAAUGUUGGAUUUUGAAGCACUUUCCCUAGAAUGGCUCACAUUCCAACAAAAGUCAUUUUCACUUCGCUAUCAGCCUUUGUUUUAUCUGUUAGACGGAAGGUGGGAGAAUAAAAUGAAGUUUCGAAGAAAAGAAUGCAGAAUUCUACAACAGCCAGUACAAAACUUGGAUGUUCAAUAUGGAAUUAGAGGCCUCAAAUUCGUGUUUAUAAUCCAUCUCUCCUGUCAUAUUUCAUCUUCAUCACAAAUGGCAUCUUUUCAUUCAGUAAAAAAGUAUUGCAAUAGCUCAGUAACUGGGGGGGAAAAGAAAAGUUCAAGCCAGUCCAGAGGGCCUAUUGUUCUGUUAAUGCCGAAUGGGUUCCAAAAGUUGCAUCAAAAAGAAUUUCCAGUUUUAAAAAUGCUCGAAUUAUUUGUACCGACGCAUUGA